Messenger RNA from Triplophysa rosa, 1702 nucleotides. RefSeq names its product integral membrane protein 2Bb (gene itm2bb). Gene Ontology annotation, cellular component: extracellular exosome; plasma membrane; Golgi apparatus. Gene Ontology annotation, molecular function: amyloid-beta binding. The coding region runs from base 94 to 912 and encodes 272 amino acids. The record is from RefSeq and is a predicted model, not a curated record. The transcript is spliced from 7 exons. Lineage: Eukaryota; Metazoa; Chordata; Actinopteri; Cypriniformes; Nemacheilidae. Gene Ontology annotation, biological process: negative regulation of amyloid precursor protein biosynthetic process.
AGCUACACAACAGAGUUGCCGAUCAGGAAACGAAAGGACCACAUUUGCGCCGUCCAUGUACUCUUUUUCACGAGAAUAACUACAGUUUUCAUCAUGGUCAAAGUAUCUUUUAAUAAGGCGCUCGCCCAGAAGGAUCCAAAAAAGGACAGUGAAACUCUCAUUUCAAGUGUUCAGGAUCUGGAGGGGGCUGUGUUUGUGCGUCAGCAGUCUAAGGUGUGGUGCUGGUGCUUCUGUCUGGGAUUGGCUCUUGUGCUCUCAGGUGUACUGGUGGGCGGAGCUUACCUGUAUAGGUACUAUGUGCAGGAGGGUCGCGGGUACCUGGAGCCUAUCCCUGUAUCUUGGGCCACAGAUGGGGAUGAACCGGAGGGUGUGUUUUUCUGUGGGGUGGGAUACUUUGAGGAAAACUAUGAUGUGACAGAUGAGAUGGAUGUGAAUCUACCGCUGAGGUAUAUUGAGGAGAACGUGAGCUUUCUGGAGAACGAUGAGGUGGAGCUCAUUAGAGUACCGGUGCCGGAGUUCAGAGAAAGCGACCCGGCUGAUAUCGUGCAUGACUUUAAAAUGAGGCUGACUGCUUAUCUGGAUCUGGAUUUGGACAAGUGCUACAUCAUUACUCUCAACAUCUCUAUCGUCAUGCCACCCAAGGACUUUCAAGAUUUUCUGAGAAAUAUCAAUGCAGGAACCUAUCUUCCUCAGUCAUACCUGGUGCAUGAAGAGAUGAUGAUUACAGAGAAGCUGGAAAGCACCAGUGAGCUGGGUUUUUCCAUCAAUAAACUGUGCAAAGACAAAGACGUGUACAGACUGCAGCGCAGAGACACAAUACUGGGCAUGCAGAAGCGCGAGGCCCUGAACUGCCGCAAGAUUCGCCACUUUGAAAACAAGUUUGUUGUGGAGACCAUGAUCUGUGAACCUUGAGGAAUGUCACCGAGUGAACAAAACAAGGGAAGAGAAAUACACACAGCAGCAGCUUUUCAACUAUUGUCUACUAUGCAGUCUAAAGCUUUUCUGGUUGUUUCCUGGCUAUGGGUUUUCAUAAGUUUAUCUUCCUAUUCACACUUUACAAAAUAAAAAUGUGAAGAUUUUAUUUUUCAUACAUUUUCUGCACAAAUAGAUUUAAUGUUUGUUUAUGCACUGUAAUGUGUCUGACUGUUUUAUAAAUGUUAGAUCCAAAAUACAUGAACAGUUUAAUCAAUUCUGAAUAGAAAAGACUGGGUCAGUAAUUCAGACCUGUUGUAUUUCCAUAAAGUUUAAUUUGAUCGUUUUAUAUUUCUAAAUUAAAGAGCGUUCUACACUGGUAAAACAUCUUAUAUCUGUUGCAUUUUACUGUUCUAAUAGCAAAUAGGUUUGUAAUCUGAACCAUUAUGUUGAAUUGCUAAAUGCAUUACAGUUUAAGGAAUUUAUGUACAUUAAAGUGAAUUAUUAAUGUUUAUUCAAAUGGGCUCUGUUAGUUUCAGGUAAUUAAGCAUACAUACACCGUGUCAACACAAGAAAAAUGUGUGCAUAAAUAAGACAUUUUUUAACAUUGCUUUGUAUAUAUGAUCACCUGUCUUCAAAAAAGACCAGUCUGUUAAUAUAAAGAGUAAAAAUACAUUGUAAUGCUCACUCAAAGCCUGUCUGACAAUAUUCAACUAUAAUCUGUGCAGUACUUUACAAUUUAGCACACAUUUUCAUCUGAGGACAUAAAAUAAAGAAAAUUUGCAUCUUG